AUGUGGAUUCUCGAUUCGACGGGGGAUUUUCUGAACGGGAAGCGUGUGUGGUUGCGACCCGGGAAGAAGUACCUCUUCGGUCGAAUCAAGCAGGAUGGUGUUCUCCAUGCCGUCGAUCAUAAAACGAUCUCCCGCAGACACAUCGUGAUCCAAGUGUUUGAAGUCCGCGAUGGAGAUGGAACUCGCACGCAUGCACGAACGCAGAUUCGCAUUACCGAUCUCGGAUCGUCCCGCGGAACAACGGUGGAUGGAGAACAAAUCAAAGGACAGGAGCGCGUCUUGAGCGGGGAUGAGCACACUAUCCAGCUGGGUAAAGCUCCAGAUGCUCUACGUAUAAAAUGGGAGUCAGUGGUACUGAGUUUCUCGUUCUCUACCAAGGAGAUGAGAGCUCAAGACCCUCUGGCCAAAGUUCGCUCACGGCUCGAAGCCCUCGACAUCAAAACCGUGAUUGAUUACCUUGUCGGCCAUACGACACAUGUGGUCCAGAGCAAGCGUAAUACGGCGAAGGGCCUGCAAGCGCUCAUCAAUGGCAAAUUCAUUGUGCAAAACUCCUAUAUUGAUGCACUGGUUUACGCUGCCUCUCCUAGCGACCUUGAGAACGAGGAGUCGUUAUCACCAUUGGAGAUGGAUUUCGAAUCAUCGUGGCCAGAUCCGAUGGAGCAUCUUCCCCCUGCUGGUAAUGAGCCGACCAGCCGUUCCGCGGUUGCUUUUGCUCCCAACGCUUCCCGAAUCAAUGUCUUUGAAGGAUACACAUUCGUGUUCGGUGAUGCUGCUCAGUUUGCCAAUCUCCAAGCCGCCAUCAACAAUGGUCAAGGAAAGGCACUCUUUUAUGAGGUCAAAGAUGGAGAGACUACAGCAGCAGAAGUCAUCCAGUUCAUGAAACAAGCUGCGAGCUACAAGGGUCGUGGGACUCCGGAUGGUGUUGUCCUCGUGCGUUUUCGCUCAAAGGGCGAGUAUGAGCAGUGGUCCAUUGAGGUUGGCAAUGACGUUGCCCUAGCGAUGGACCGACGUGUGAUUGAGCAGAGAGAGUUUCUCGAUGCCAUCCUCGGGAACGACGCUUCUCCGCUUUGUCGCCCUCUUCCCCGUGAGGAAGGAUCAAGUCAGGUCUCUGUGGCUGCCACGCCAUCAGAACCCGAGCCAACGUCUGCAACUCCUCCCCCGGAGGCAACACAGUCAAGAUCCAGGUCAAGAGGGCCUCGAGUACGCCCCUUCGUGAGCAAGAUGAAGACCUUCGAUGACGGUUUUGACAUGGAUUCCAUCCCAGUCCAUACACCCGGUGUUGACGACGCCACUGACACUCAACCAAUGGAAAUGGAGGCACAUGAACCCACCCAGGCCAUCCAGCAUCUCAAUACAGUUGAAGAGGUCGAGGAGGACAUGGUGUCCGAUCUGCUGCCCGGCGCACGUGCAAUGAAACGCCGACGAGAAGAAAUGGGCGAAGACCGCCACAGUGGCAGAGCAACCUGCGUGAAGACUGAGGUUCCCAAGCCGAAGCGGCCCAAGCUGGACGUAUUGGAGGCGGCACGAAAGCAUCGAGAAGAAGAAGAAGAAAGACAGCGGCAGGAGGCAGAAAAUCUACACGGAUCCCAGGAUGUGAAUGUCGAAGAACUCAAGAAUCUCGCCAUCAUCGAAGAGAUGGAUGUUCGUCUCCGCGAGCCACCCGCACGACAAAGUGAGGACCCGGAUAGAUGGGAUGAGAGAUGGAAUGGCCGCAAGAACUUCAAGCGAUUUCGACGCAAAGGAGAGUCGCAGCAUUCCCGCCAGCGAAUCCAGAGCGUCAUUGUCCCCCUGGAAGAGGUGACCCGAAAAGACUACGGUAUCGGCGAAUACCGCUGGGUCGGCAACAGCAAGACACCCGAGGUCAGCCAACCGGUAGAGCGCGAAGAACCAGCUCCCAGUCGUGAGGAGCCCGCUUCAUCGCGAUCAGAACUUUCGGGGGCAGCUUCGGUGACUCCAGAUCCGACUUCCUCACAACCAAGCUUGUCUCGUGCUCGCAGUCAGAAGCGACCGCGACAGACCCAUGAUUCGGAUAGUGACGAAGAGCUUCGUUUCCGAUUCAGGCGGAAGCGUUAG
Messenger RNA from Penicillium cinerascens, 2073 nucleotides. RefSeq names its product DNA damage response protein RcaA. Bases 1 to 2073 code for a protein of 690 amino acids. Gene Ontology annotation, cellular component: Mre11 complex. The record is from RefSeq and is a predicted model, not a curated record. NCBI's taxonomy places the organism in Eukaryota, Fungi, Ascomycota, Eurotiomycetes, Eurotiales, Aspergillaceae. Gene Ontology annotation, molecular function: protein binding; damaged DNA binding. Gene Ontology annotation, biological process: double-strand break repair via homologous recombination; mitotic G2 DNA damage checkpoint signaling. The transcript has 5 exons.